AUGAAUAACCAAAGGAAGAGUGCAAAAGAGUCCAAAAAGCCGAGUGAAGAAGAUCAAGGCGAAAAAGUGUUGGAAGAGGAAGCUAAGGAGACUGAGAAAAAGGAACCUAUUGUCAUACCUAUUGCACCAUACAAGCCACCUGUUCCAUUCCCUCAAAGAUUGGCACAAGCAAAGCUAGAGAAGAAGUAUGGGAAGUUCCUUGAUAUUUUGAAGAAGUUGCACAUUAACAUCCCUUUCUUGGAUGCUAUCUCAGAGAUGCCUUCUUAUGCCAAGUUUUUGAAAGACAUGCUUUCCAACAAGAGAAAAAUUGAAGAGAAUGUCACUGUUUCACUAACAGCUGAGUGUAGUGCUAUUUUGCAGAACAAGCUUCCAAAGAAGCUAGGAGAUCCAGGCAGUUAUUCUAUUCUUGUUAAGCUUGGUGAUAUUGAGAUCAAGAAUGUCUUAUGUGAUUUUGGGGCAAGUGUCAGUCUCAUGCCCUUGUCAAUCUGCAAGAAACUCAAUAUGGGUGAACUGAAACCCACACGCAUCUCCUUACAACUAGCAGAUAGAACAGUCAAGUUCCCCCUUGGCAUCCUUGAAGAUGUUCCUCUUAGAGUAGGAAAAUUUUUCAUUCCAUGUGAUUUUGUUGUUAUGGAAAUGGAAGAAGAUGCAAACAUUCCCAUUAUUCUUGGGAGACCCUUUUUGGCCACUGCUGAAGCCAUAAUUGAUAUGAAAAAGGGAAAAAUCACCUUUGAAAUAGGUGAUGAGAAGAUGGAGUACACACUCACAAACUCCAAGGCUUCUCCAUCUAUAGGAGAAAUGGUUGAUAUAGUGGAUGUUCUCAAUGAGGAUACCCCGAUUAUAUCUAGCACUCCUUCUUUUAUGUCGAUUGAGAGAUCAUUUGCAAAAAGCCAACAUUCAGUUGCUGAGAUUAAGGCAUAG
Molecule: messenger RNA, 921 nt
Organism: Beta vulgaris subsp. vulgaris (sugar beet)
Lineage: Eukaryota; Viridiplantae; Streptophyta; Magnoliopsida; Caryophyllales; Amaranthaceae
Product: UBA domain-containing protein Mud1-like
Exons: 1
Coding region: 1-921 (306 amino acids)
Source: RefSeq, a predicted model, not a curated record